Molecule: messenger RNA, 3803 nt
Organism: Amphibalanus amphitrite
Lineage: Eukaryota; Metazoa; Arthropoda; Thecostraca; Balanomorpha; Balanidae
Product: early endosome antigen 1-like
Exons: 20
Coding region: 250-3264 (1004 amino acids)
Biological process (GO): endocytosis
Cellular component (GO): early endosome
Molecular function (GO): 1-phosphatidylinositol binding; metal ion binding
Source: RefSeq, a predicted model, not a curated record
GGCUUUUACUUUUGUUUGAUGGGGGUGGGGGGCUAUUUCGCUGCAUGGAUUGGUCUCUUAAUUUUGCCUGCUUUUUAGACGUUUCUCGGGCUUGUUUUUCUUUAUCCUUGAUCAACAUCGGGAGCUCGCUCUCGCGCGCCGGAAGUUGUAAUGGGGGGCGGAGGGCGGUGGAUGGCAGUAUGAAUUAAUUUGAAUUUAAUGUCCGGCGCUUCCUUGGUCUAAUCAAGAGGUUGUAGUUUCAAGAGCAAGAUGUUCAACAUCAAGAAUAUUGUAAAGAAUAUCACAGAUCGGGUGGAGGGCGGCCGAACGGCGUCUGUCUCGUCAGAGAGCGAUGUACCCGUCGGCGGCGCCGAGGGCUUCCUCUGCCCAACAUGCAUGAAAAGCUUCCCGAGUCCCGAGGAGCUACAGCAGCACGACCAGACGGCCCACCUCGACCCGUCGGCCACCUACCUAUGCCCCGUGUGUAAGGCCCGGCUAACGUCUUCGGACGACCUGGAGCAGCAUUUCACCAAGAACCACCCGUCCGGCCUCCUUUCGGACAACGUGCAGGUUCUGCAGCACGAGCUGGCGGACCUCAGCACGUCUCUGUCGGAGGAGCGAUGGUACAGCGACGAGCUGCGCCGGGAGGUGGCGCGCCUUCAGCAGCUGGUGGAGGUCAACCAGCUCGACGGGACUGCCAGCGACCAGCGGCCGGCGGCUGACACUCAGGCUGACUCUGAGGUCGCCAAUCUCCGGAAACAGCUCACCGAGGCUCUGAAGAGCAUAUCGUCUCUCCGGCAAGCUUACAAAGCUCUGCAAGAAAAGGCCGGCGGCUAUGCCACUGAGAAGGCCGCGCUCAGCGCUGCUGUGGACGAGGCGAACGGACGCGUGCAGAUGCUGGAGAGUCAGCUGAAACUCAAAGAGAGUACCGAUGACGCGGCUGUGCUACGGCAGGAGCUGGUGCAAGUUCAGCAGCUCAUGGACACCGCCGCGCGGCAGCAGGAGGAGGAGCGGCGUCAGCUGGAGUCGGAGCUGCAGCAGCUCAGGGACAAGUGUAAAAAUCUGGAAGAAGGGGGCCAAAAGCCUGAUUCCGGGGACAUACCUAGCAUGGAGGAGGUGGAACGGCUGACCGCACAGCUGACCCUGCGGAGUCAGACCCUGCAGUCGCGGCUGGACGAGACGAUGGGCUCACUGGACGGAGCCACGGAGAAGUUGGCCGAGACCGAGCGGCAGCGAGAGCAGCUGGACACACAGCUGAGUGCCAGCCGAGAGGCGGUCAGUAGACUGGAGGCCGAGCUGGCUGCGUCCCGUGCGGCGCUCGAGGGGGAGCGACAGGAGCGACAGGCGGCCCGAACGGAGGGUGACGCGCGCCAGACCCGGCUGCAGGAGCUGGAGCAAGAGUCUGCGCAGCUGCGCACCCAGCUGGACACGCUGCGCUCUCAGCAGCAGCAGACGGCUGCCAGCGAGCAGCAGCUGCGGGUGGCCGGCAGGGAGAAAGACGAGCGGCUGCAGGAGGCCAGCCGACGACUGGAGGACAGGGACGGUAAGCUGGCGGCGCUGCAGGCCGAGCUGGCUGCCUCUGGAGAGGAGGUUCAGCGGCUCCGCUCAGAACUAGGCGAACUGCAGGCCAAGAUCGAGAGCGGAGACGGAGCGGCGGCCACCGCCAUCCGGCAGCUGGAGGCACAAAACGCGAGUCUGCACCAGGCGGCGGCACAGCACCGCCAGCAGGCGGCUGAGCAGGCUGACCAGCUGUCCGCGCGGCUGGAGUCCACCCAGCAGCAGCUCAGCCGCGCGCAGAGCCAGCUGCAGGAGCGGCAGGAGGACGGCGACCGGCUCCGAGCCGAGCUGGCAGACACCGCCGGCCGGCUGACCGCCGCGCUCGGCUCGCUCGCAGAGACCGAGAAACACCUGGAGGAGAAGGUGCGCCAGCUAUCGGCGGAGGAGGCGGCCCGUCGGACUGACCAGGAGCGCUGCAAACAAUUAGAGACGGAGCUGGGCACCGAGCGUGGCCGCGCUGAUCAGUUGGAGCAGCGGCUGACGAAGUCUGACCAGACGGCAGCAGAGGAGAAGGGGAGGGCCGACCAGCUCAGCGAGCGGCUGCAGCGGCAGAGCACUGAGCUGGAGCAGACCAGUGGCGUGUUGGCCUCACUGCGGACAGAGAUGGAUUCUGCUCAGACCGACCUGAAGGAGGCACGGGGGGAGCUGGAGCGGCGCGGGACCGAGAACACUCGACUCCAGCAGACGGCGCAGCAGACCGAGAAAGAGCUGGCCGAGAGUCGGCUCCGCUGCCAGACUCUCUCAGAAACAGUCACCGAAAAGUCGCAGCUGGCCGCCUCGCUGGAGGAGCGUCUGUCGGCCGCACAGACCCGUCAGACGGAGCUGGACACCCAGCUGGCGGCGGCCGAGCAGAGACAGCAGGAGCUGCAGCGCACGCGCGACACGCUCGAGGCCGAGAAACUACAGGCAGAGAGCAGCCUGGCGCAGCUCCGGGAGACCUCCAAAACGCAACUGGCAGAGAAGGAACAGGAGGCAGCGACACUGCGUGCGGCGACCCAGGCGGCCGAGGAGCGGUCAGUCCGACUACAGGAGACGGUCACUGAUAAGGAGAAACGCUGUACAGAGCUGACUGAGGAGCGGGACCAGUUGAAGGCCGAGCGACAGCGGUUGGAGACCGAGAAAACUGAACUGACCGCCCGACUGGAGAGUUCCGAGUCGGCGGCUGCCGGGGUGCGCUCGGAGCUGACACAGCUCCAGACGCGCUAUGAGCUGCAGGUAGAGACGCUGCAGGAGAGCCUGGCCAGUCUGCGGGCGGAGCUGCAGCAGCAGACAGCCGUCAAUGGGGAGCUGCAGAAACGGCUGGACGAGAUUCUCGGAGAUAAACUCGAACUGGAGGCGCAGGCCAGCACUGCCGAGGACGAGCGUCGCGCCCUGGUCGAGCGCUGUCUGGACUCGGAGCGCGAGCUGGAGCGUCAAAAGUCCAGCGUGGUCGAGCUGCGCCGUAAGCUGGAUGACACGACGGCGGCGCUGCAGGAGCUGGCCCGCGAGAAUCAGCUGCUGCAGAUGGAGACUGCUCGCGCCCAGGACCGCAAGUGGACGGACGACUCUCUGGUGACCGUAUGUCACGGCUGUGACCGGGAGUUCACUCUGACCGUGCGCAAACACCACUGCCGGUCGUGUGGACAGAUCUUCUGCAAAGACUGCAGCGCACGCACCGCCACACUACCCAGCAGCAAGAAACCGGUGCGGGUGUGCGAGCCGUGCUUCGCAGAGGUGACCUCCAAAUAGACGGCCGGGAUGGAGCUUUUAGGAUCGUCGGGCGUACCAUGGCGGCUGCGUGUCCCCCCCCCCCCCAUGACGCCCAGCGUCAGCGGGACUUUUUCUGUCCCCAAUGUGUGGUGUACUCACUGGGGGCUGAAAGGGGUUCUAAAGAGCGACAUCGGUAUACCAUAAAGAUGAGAUAUGUAUUUACGUGCUUAACUGUUCGAUUGUGACCGAUUUGUAACGAUGUACGCGUUCUAAGACGCAGCUUCGCUGGGGCAGUCUGCACGCUUCUGUGGCUCGUGGCGUGCUGUAUCCGAGGUGUCAGGCUGCGGGACUGACCGCGCGCCGGUCAGACCUCUGCCUGAGGGUACCUCUCGCGGUCGCGCACGCUGCCAACUGCCGCCGGCCGCAGUUCUGCACACGCUACCUAACUCAAUGCGCUAUGGGACACGGUAACUCACCUGUCCCCUAUUAUUGUUGAAUUUUAUAUAUGUACCUUUGGUUGCAUGCUAUGGGCAGUAAUCUUGUGUUGAUAUCUGGAAUACAAAUGACCGUGUGUAUAA